Molecule: messenger RNA, 717 nt
Organism: Drepanopeziza brunnea f. sp. 'multigermtubi' MB_m1
Lineage: Eukaryota; Fungi; Ascomycota; Leotiomycetes; Helotiales; Drepanopezizaceae
Source: RefSeq, a predicted model, not a curated record
AUGUUGAAAGCUGAAGUGCGAGAAUCACGAGAGAACUUAGAUGGGUUUCAAGAUAUUGAUAAAGAUGUUUCGUUUAAAAUGCGACAGCCACGGAUUAUACAAAGCGCAUUCUUCCGCUUCUUAAAGCAAAGUCGUAGCAAAUCGAUUAUAUUCUUUACAAAGAAAACCAAGCAAAGUAGAAAGGAAGCUGAUAGAAUACCGGACUCGGCUUCGCUAUCUUAUAGAACCUUAAAUGCCGCUCAAACCCCGAAACCUAGUAUUUCGAAACUUAAAACUACUCUUUCAGUCGUUAUUCAAAGUCAAAGCGAACGAAUUACAAAUCUAUCAUCAACUUUAAAGCGCAAACGAAUAGAAGAAAAAGAAGAUGAUGAAGCGGGAUUGGUACAAGAUAAAAAGAAAGAAGCUUCUUUUGGAAUCAAGCGUUUAAUUGCAAAGACAAUGUCGAUUCCUUUUCUUUAUAACGCUAUGGUCGAGGUCAACCCUUUUGGCACUGGUGGCAACAAGCCAAUCAACGAGAUACCUGGUCGCUACAAGGAUUUCGUGGUCGUUUAUGCUGAUGGUAGCGUUGUUAAUUCAAUGUUUACUUGCUAUGACGGGGAGGAUACCGCUUUGUUUUUAAGACUAAUCGGCCUCGAGUACGAAUGGAAGGGUCGCAAAGGUUUUAUCGACGAGUUCGGCAUUAAGCAUUACGGUGCUAAUAAGAAGGAGAGCGCUUAA